Cryptotermes secundus is the source of this 5070-nucleotide messenger RNA. Its product is annotated as DNA polymerase zeta catalytic subunit. The transcript is spliced from 15 exons. The coding region runs from base 180 to 4397 and encodes 1405 amino acids. Gene Ontology annotation, cellular component: zeta DNA polymerase complex; nucleus. The record is from RefSeq and is a predicted model, not a curated record. Gene Ontology annotation, biological process: double-strand break repair via homologous recombination; error-prone translesion synthesis. NCBI's taxonomy places the organism in Eukaryota, Metazoa, Arthropoda, Insecta, Blattodea, Kalotermitidae. Gene Ontology annotation, molecular function: DNA-directed DNA polymerase activity; nucleic acid binding.
UGUGAAGAGCGGAGAACGCUGUGACCCACUGUGAAUUGUGAAAUUGUGAAUGUGUAUGAGGUGUAUGAGCCGCACGCGCACGAGUACCACAAGCGUCGUAGUCGUCAUGAAAGUAGAAGGAAUUUGUGGUUUCUGCUUUAUUGAGGUUUUAUGAGCAAAGUGAUGCUGAAGUCUCUUGAAUGAUGUUCUCUGUGCGUCUUGUUUUGGCUGAUCAUUAUAUGAGUCCUCCCAUCCAUGAACUGGAUGUGAGUUAUUCAGAAUUUCGUGGAACGGAAGUUGAACAAGUCCCAGUAAUUAGGAUAUUUGGAUCAACUGUUACAGGAAAGAAAACAUGCUUGCACGUCCAUGGAGUUUUUCCAUACAUGUACAUUCCAUUUGAAGGAUCUGGAGCACAUGACAGACUCAUGUAUCAGAUAGCAUCCAGCUUGGAUAAGGCCCUAAAUAUAUCACUGGGAAAAGCAAAUGCUACAGUGCAACAUGUUUUCAAAAUGACCCUUGUAUCUGGACUGCCAUUUUAUGGAUUCCACACUAAAGAGCACCAGUACUUCAAAAUCUAUUUUUAUAACCCACUUAUGGUCAAGAAGGCUGCUGAGUUGUUACAGAGUGGUGCAAUCCUGAACAAGAUAUACCAACCACAUGAAGCCCAUCUUCCUUAUAUCCUUCAGUUCAUGAUAGACUAUAAUUUGUAUGGAAUGAACCAUGUUAAUCUCAAAAAUGUAAAAUUCAGGAGGGACCCAGAAAACCCAGGAAGUUUUGAAUGCCUUUCUGAGGAAAUUCUGCUACCAGAGAGAGUCAGCAGGCUCAGUACAUGUGAAACUGAAGCAGAUGCUAUGGCAGCUGACAUCAUCAACAGGACUGCAGUUUCAGAUCAACUGGCACUAAAUCCUGGACUGGCAGCAAUCUGGGAGGAUGAGAAACAGCGACGAAGAGAAGGAGGAAGAACAUCACAAAUAACCCCUCAGUCUUCUCGGGAACGACCAUUUGCUGCUUCUACUGACAGUGCACUCUUCUUUAAACAGAAAUUGCAUGAGAAGUUACUCCUGUUGAACUCACAGCUUUCUAAUAAUUCUUCGACUUUGCUGGAUACUCCAGAGGUUACAAAAACGCCAUAUCCUGCUGAAACGUCAGAGGACUCGGAACUGCUUGAAGCAUCAUUUGUAGACUUACAUAUUCAGUCAUCUGGAUCUAGUCCUUUUAUUAGAAGUGGACAGAUGGAACAAGAUGAUAAUGCCUCAUUUGUUGAUGAAGAUUUGGUAUUGAGUUUACUAUCAAGUCAGAGACGAGCAACUCACAAUUCUGUUUGGAUGGAUUCCCAAGAUGAAGAGCUUACCGCAGUUCUUCACAAUCUCGAGAACAUUGCUGAUAUUGAUGAAGAUAGUAUCUUGGGGUCUCAGAUAUGCCAAGAAUUACAAGAUGAGGAAAUACAUGGCUGUGAUGAUGAAGAUAUGCAAGACUUCAGUGAACCCCUAGAUGCAGUACUGGAUUGUUACACAGAUGAUUACCAUCAGAAAGAAAAUGUAAAAAGAUCCCUAUCCCUUGCAACUGAACAAAAUAUGGUGUAUAAUGAAGAAAACUGUCAGCUAGACAUAUCACAUAAGUUGAAUAUCAGCAGAUCUGAAUCUAGUAAGUCUUUGGAAAGUGACAACACAUCAGUUAAAAGCAUGUGUAGUUGCCCAAUAAGAAGUGAGGCCCGGAAGGAUGAUGGAAGUCAGCUGUGUGCAUGUCCCCAGAGAAGGCAUGGUGCUUGCAAUAGGGGUGUGAAUGUGCCUACAUUACAUUGUGCUGAAAACAUGGAGCAGUUACUGGCUGAAUCGUCAGGUGGUACAGUUUCAAAAACAGUCAGAAAACAACCCAAGUCUCCAUUCUUGGGAAGCCAUAUUGAAAAUGGAUUGUAUUUGAGCACACAGGAGAAUGACUGUAAAAACAUAUCACAAGGUUCUGUCAAAGUGUAUGCUAAUGGAGAGAGAACCAGUAGAAACAGUGCUUCAGUCAUCGUAGACUUUCCAGAAAGGAAAAGGAUUGUGAAACAGAGAAAGAUCCUUGAUAUGUUCGUUGCCGAGGAUGACAUGAGCUCUAAGGCUUUAUCUCCAAGGAUGACUGUUAAAGAAGGAAGCUUUUUAUGUGAGGGUCUGACAGAACAAAAGUUACAUAAUAGUAAUAGCCUAUAUAUUACACAAAUGCCUGAAAUCAAUUCAUAUGAGAGAAAUGAAACCCUAAAAACCAGUAGUUUAGAUAGUGAUUCAGAUGGUGUUAGAAGCAGACACACUGAGAAAGUAGAGCAGCAUACAGAAGACUGGUGCAAUUUCAAUGAUGAGGAGGAGCUUGAAGAAGGUAUUUUAAGUUAUUACAAUGAAACCAUAUCGUAUAGUGCAACAGCCUCUGCUGAGUUUGAGGAAUUUAUGGUAAAACCUCCUGUGCCUGCUAAUAAUUCCAGCAAACAUGAAAUGAAUUUGGAGUGUGCGUUGUUCAUGCGUAUGGAACAAAACAGUUUAGGUAAUGUAGCCGAAACACACAAUGUUAUAAAUCAGACCCCACUGACUGAACAUUUAUGCAGGAAUGAAAGUCACUUCAGGAUUGUAACAACAGCUCAUAAGAACUUUAGAGUAUACAUUCCAAGGUUUAACCCUCCUUCAAAAAAUGAGAUUUUGGCAAGUUUAUCAGAAUUUUGUAUUCCAGAGUAUCGACACCAAGAGCCCUUUGUUGGUAAUGUCUUGGAUAUUGGGAACAAAAUAGAAGUUGGAAGUAAAGUAUUGAAGAUCUGUAGCAUGUCAGUUUGUGAUUUGCAACCCUUUGCUGGAAGUUUACAAGACAUUUUGGACAUUGAAACCUGGAGAAGAAAAUUGUUACAGGAAUUAAGUUAUACAUCUCAGGGGAGUUUAGAUCAAAGUAGUGACUUUGGCCUGGAUAACAUGAAACCUGCUUUGGCCAGUAACAGAGAAGUUGUUAUUACACCAUGUAAGCUGCCACCUAGUAUAACUGAAGUAAAUCUGUGGCCUAAAGCAGCACAAAAGUCAAAUGUACAGGAACUUCAAGGAAAUGAUGUAGGUGAUGAUGUUAGCAGUAGGAGGAUAAUGAUGCCAUUAAGUCCAGGGCAAGAAUCAGGCUCAGAUGAUAUGUCUUUUCUUCCUGUAACUCCUGGAAGUCUUAGAUCUGAACAAAAUGGGAGAGGCAAUGUAACCACAACACACAGCACUCCACAGGUCACAUUGGCCUCAGCUUACCUGCCCAGCCCUUCUUGUACACCUAUCCAUAACUCUAGUCAAAACAGAACAAAGAUGUUACUGAAACGCUCAAGAAAAGGGUUGAAAUUUGACCCCCAAACUCAAGAAAAUGUAUCUUUCAUGUUGCCAUCCAUAAGAGAAGAACCAGAAGAAGCAGCAGUAGACACUAUUUUGAAAUGUGGAGCAGCCAAGGAGAACCCAAUAUCCAGUGACAGUUCAGAACUUCCUCAUUUUUAUGAUAAUAGUGGACCAUACAAGCAUCAAGAUAGUGAUGGCAGAAGUGAAGUCAUCAGAUCAGUAGAACAAGUUCAGCCUGAAAAUGCAAUUGACCUCAUCUCCAGCUCACAGGGUACAGUUGAGGCUGAACCUGUUCGCAAACUACUACUCCACCAUCAGCUCCAUCCUGUGACAACCACUCAGAGAGCUGUGGAAGGAGUGAACUCAAGCUGUCAAAUAGAAGAAAGCACACCAAACAAUACAUAUGGUUUCCAGGUGUCACUUCAGAACCUGCAUGAGGUCAAAGCCAUUUGUGAGUACCAAUUUCUGACUAUGUUCAUCAUGGAGCUGCAUAUUCAUACUCGUGGAGACCUCAAACCAGAUCCAUCUUACGACCCAAUCAGAGCCUUGUUCUAUAUGGUAGUGAAUGAUAUUCCUGAAGAUGCAGGUCUUUCAAAACACGAGUUAGCUGUAAUUGUGGUGUAUACUUUGGAUGGAGAUGUUAAGAUCCCUCUACUCAAUAUGAAUGAAAACUGUAAAGUCACUUAUGUGGAAGAUGAAGCAUCUCUGGUCCAUGAACUAGUGAAGUGUGUAAAGAAGUGGGACCCAGACAUUUUAGGUGGUUAUGAGGUGGAGAUGUUAUCAUGGGGUUACCUCUUUCAGCGGGCUUAUACUCUUCAAAUCAAUCUGGGUCCUUUGGUAUCAAGAGUGCCCACUGCAAGUCAUCAACAUACUGGAAAUGAAAGUGCAACCUCUAAUUUUCACGAAGAAAUCAGACUGACAGGACGGAUUAUGCUGAAUAUCUGGAGGCUGAUGAGACAUGAGGUAGCUCUGCAGAGUUACACGUUUGAGAAUGUGGUGUUUCAUGUACUGCAUCAGAGGAUCCCUCUUCACUCUUUUAAACACUUAACAAACUGUUGGGAACAUAGAAUGCACCUCUACAGGUCAGUGAAUUUGUGAUGAUCUGUUUUUGGUGGGUCUUCUUGUUAUAAAGCCAUUUGCACUCCAUUCUCAGUUUCCACCAUGUUUCCUCUUAUACUUAAAGGUGGAAUACUUGUACAUAUUAGCCAAGUAAUGUCUGCUGCUGAAGGUUAUGCAAAUAUUACUGUAGUUUCAUAGAAGUAUGAAUAGUGCCCUGAGAACAGAGGCCUACAUGCAGAAAAGCAAAGCCUGGCAGUCAGUAUUAUGUUUGUCCUGGCAUCUCUUGACAGAAAUUUGAACUACAUACAAUAAAGGAACCAGCCCUUUGUUGUCUGCAAUGAUGGAUUGUAGUAGGCAUAACAACCUUCCUGGUUGGUACAUUCAGUAGGUACAUUAGCAGGAAAAUGUAUAAAAUACUUUGUGUUUCGUAUCCAGCUCCCAGUAAAGAUUUAUGAUAAUUAAUUUCUUACUUGAAAAAAUUAAAUUUAAUAAAAUUGUUAAUUUAGGUAAUUGUAAUUUUGCUGCUUGGUCCUCAUAGUAUUGGUGACUAAUAAUGGAAGCAUGGAACAGCAUGCUCUCAGAAAACAAGAGGUUAACAGUAGGCUGUUUUUAUUCAAACAGUUGAUGACUUGCAGGAAAGAUGUGCACUAGGUAGGCAUGUGUGAGAAUGACUUUUACAGUUCAUGAUGAGAAUUUGGAGGAGUUUCAGUAA